UGCGCACACAAAGAGGCGCAUCGUGAGGGAGCUGAGAGGACCGGAGGCUUCCAGUUUGGCUCUGAGGAGAAAGUCAGAGUAGCGGUUAUGCAGCCUCCAGACGAAGGCACAGGCAGCACGGCUGGCACAGGAGUUGGCCAGGGUGGCCCGGGUGGCCCCGAAGGUCAGGGUGGCCUUAGUGGCCCUAACAACCCUGGUCUCCCAGAUGUCCAGGAAGGCCAGGGUGGCCCAGGAGGCCCCAGCGGUCCUGGUGGCCCUGACAGCCAGGUUAGCCCUGGUGACCCUGACAGCCAGAGCGGCUCUUCCAGCCCUCAGGGCUUGGGUGGCCAGUGUGGCCCUGGAGGCCCUAGCAGUCAGCGUAGCCCUGGUGCCCAUGAUGGCCAGGGUGGCCCUGGUGGCCCCCAUUCUCAGGGUGGCCCUGGCACUGUUGAGGUCCAAGGUGGCCCAGCAGGCCCGGGCGGUCCCAGAGAGGAGGAAACAAUGGGAGCAGCAGCUGUAAGUGCCCCCCAUGUUGCACGGACCGCACGUGUUUCAGGACCAGGUGGAGAUGCAGCACCACUGGCCUUAGGACCGGGAAGCCGACAGAUGGUCUUCACUCUCACCGUGCCUUUCCGGUCACCCCUGGAGGCAGAGAUGGCUCUCAGGUCCAUGGCCCCAGAUGCCCAACGCCACCAGCAGGCGGCAGUUCAAAAGGAGUUCACACUGAAUGGCAGUGCUCUGGCUGUAAGAUGGACUGCUGAAGACACUGGUCUCCUCCGGAUUUCCAUCAACUCCUUCCUAGACCACCUUUCCUUGGUGAUGAGGAACAUUCAACGCAUUGGGCCUCCCUUUCCACUAAGUCUUGGCCGGGAAAAGGGAGCUGAAACCUAACCUUGCGACCCCUACCAGGCAAUGUAUAGGGAAUUGAUUCCUGCAGUAGUUGCCACUUUAUGAAGAAGGCCUACUUUGUUUGCCUGUAUUGGCUUUUGGGCUCUCACUGCCCAAUUGUAUCGUUUCUCUGUUGCUUUAGGGAGGGGGCUGAUUAAAUGUUUGUUGCUGCAGAAAAUAAAAC
Messenger RNA from Microcebus murinus (gray mouse lemur), 1051 nucleotides. The record is from RefSeq and is a predicted model, not a curated record. Lineage: Eukaryota; Metazoa; Chordata; Mammalia; Primates; Cheirogaleidae.